UUAUUUUUUGUCGCGAUCACGUGGUCUCCCCUACUACCACUCAACAACGUUAGAGUGGCGCAAUGUGUUCAGUUGUAGUUCAUCUUUCGUGUUGAGUACUCUAUCUUUUUUGUUUGCCGGCAACAUUCUUAUUCUUUUUUCUUCCAUUGAAGUUGUUCACAACAUUACUUUCCUAUCAAGUCAACAGUCGUUUUAUCGACGAAAAAAAUGCCUUAUCGUUGUAAAUUGCGAUUGCUUAGUAGAACUUGUUUCGCCUUUAGAAACUCGUGUGCCGAGAAAACCAACACGCAUUUCGCUACGAGCACACCCGGCAGAAAUUUCUCUACUAGUGGCGCAGUCGACAUGAGGUUCGUUCAAUUCACCAACAAAAAUGGCGGACCACAGCAUUUGGGCGUACAACUUGUUCAGGGUGGUGACAUAAUUGCCGUUUCUGCAGUGGAUUCACGGAUCCCGAACACGUUGAAGAAAUUCCUAGAGGGUGGUGACGACCUGUUGAAAAAGGCUAAAAGGGAAGACGAAGUGAGCCUGUUGACCAUGGCAGAGAGAAUAGUUGCACAAGGACGCAGCGUAAUACCAGAAGCGGAUGUGAACUUUUUGGCGCCGGUUACUCGGAUGGACAAGUUGGCUUGCGUUGGUCUGAAUUAUAUUGGCCACUGUAAGGAGCAAGGAGUGUCGCCGCCGGAGUCGCCAGUUAUCUUCAGCAAAUUCCCUAGCAAUAUCAUCGGGCCGCGUGACAACAUCAUACUUCCAUCGAUCUCGGAAAAAGUCGAUUGGGAAGCUGAGCUCGCGAUAGUGAUCGGCAAAAGGUGCAAGGCGUUGAACAACGACGAGGGAGAAGACUGUAUUUUCGGUUAUACAGUGGCGCAGGAUAUCACAGCGCGUGACUGGCAAAAAUCGAAGAGAAAUGGUGGUCAGUUUCUACUGGGAAAAAGCAUGGACACAUUCUGUCCAUUAGGACCAGCCGUUGUUAUCAAGGAAGCCAUUUGUGAUAUCAACAAUCUUCCCGUGAAGUCGUGGGUGAAUGGAAACAUCAAACAAGAAGGCAACACCAGCGAGUUGAUCUUUAAGCCUCAUGAAAUUGUCGCCUACAUUUCACAGUUUAUGACUCUAUUACCGGGAGACGUAAUUCUAACAGGCACGCCAGCUGGCGUAGGAUUUACUCGUAAACCACCCGAAUACUUACAGCGUGGAGACGUGUUAGAGACGGAAAUAGAAGGUCUGGGUCGCUUGAGAAACAAGGUUCUCUGAUCUGGCGAGUAGGAUAUGCUCGUAGAAAACGUAUGGAAACAAUUCGUACCGAGGAAAGCUAAACAUACGUUACAGGAACGAAACCAACAUGGCAACAUUAUCGUUAAGUUAUGAUCUGUUCUAAAUCGGUUCAACGCACGAUAACACGAAGAGAACGGUACGAUUCGAGACACAAAAAACGCAGCAAGUCAAUUUAAAAAUUGAUAA
This is a messenger RNA of Eufriesea mexicana, 1455 nucleotides long. RefSeq names its product fumarylacetoacetate hydrolase domain-containing protein 2A. Gene Ontology annotation, molecular function: catalytic activity. The coding region runs from base 208 to 1248 and encodes 346 amino acids. The record is from RefSeq and is a predicted model, not a curated record. The transcript has 7 exons. Lineage: Eukaryota; Metazoa; Arthropoda; Insecta; Hymenoptera; Apidae.